This is a messenger RNA of Monomorium pharaonis (pharaoh ant), 1132 nucleotides long. RefSeq names its product GPN-loop GTPase 3. Lineage: Eukaryota; Metazoa; Arthropoda; Insecta; Hymenoptera; Formicidae. Bases 203 to 1024 code for a protein of 273 amino acids. The record is from RefSeq and is a predicted model, not a curated record. The transcript has 3 exons. Gene Ontology annotation, molecular function: GTPase activity.
UUUCGCAUUUUCUGACAGCAUGUUUAGUUUUAUUUACGUAUGUUCUGUGAAAAACAAAGUUCAUUCCGACCUCUCGGUUCCAAUAACUUUAGUGUCUCGCGUAAUUUUUUUUUUCAGACUAAUAUACAGAAUAUAGAAGAAUUAAAAAUAUCAGUACUAUUAAUUAAUUGUACAUUUAUAAAUAUAUAUUUUCUAUUGAAAAAUGAGGUACGCUCAGUUAGUAAUGGGCCCAGCUGGCAGUGGCAAGUCCACUUAUUGUAAAAUUAUGCAAGAACAUGCUACCAAUGCAAGAAAAACUGUAGAUGUUGUGAAUUUAGAUCCUGCAGCAGAACAUUUUGAUUAUGAGCCUUUAGCGGAUAUAAGAGAUUUAAUUCAGUUAGAUGAUGCCAUGGAAGAUGAUGAAUUCAACUUUGGGCCCAAUGGUGGACUUGUAUUCUGCAUGGAGUACUUAAUCGAAAAUACAAAAUGGCUGGAAGAAAAAUUAGGUGACGUAGAUGAUGAUUAUAUAAUAUUUGAUUGUCCAGGGCAAAUUGAGUUGUACACACACAUGACUGUGAUGCGACAACUGAUAACCAUCCUGCACAAUAUGAAUUUUCGUAUAUGUGGAGUAUUUCUGAUAGAUGUCCAAUUCAUAAUAGAUGCUUCUAAAUUUCUGUCUGGUACUCUGGCCACCCUUAGCGUAAUGAUAAACUUGGAAAUUCCACAUAUUAGUAUUCUUAGCAAAAUAGACUUGCUGUCAAAAAGUGCACGGAAAAGAUUGGACAAUUAUAUCGAUCCCGAUCCACAUAGUUUAUUAGCAGAUACAGAAGGAGAUCCGUGGAACGAAAAGUAUCGCAGUCUUACAGAAAGUCUAGGUAAAAUCAUAGCGGAUUAUAGCUUAGUGCACUUUUUGCCGUUAAAUAUCAAGGAUGAGGAAAGUAUUGCAGAUAUAAAAUUAACGAUUGAUAACACCAUACAAUAUGGUGAGGAUGAAGAUGUGAAAACGAGAGACUUUGAUGAACCAUGUCAAGAGGAUGAAUCUUAAUCAUUAUGCAAAAUGAAAAAAAAAAAGUUAUUUUACACAUUGCAUGUAUAGUGUAUUUAUAAAACCAAUUUACUAAAAAAAAAUUAAAAAAUAGUAUUGCAAGCACAA